AUGAGUUCCAAGGUUCUACCUAAGAAGAAUGAAGAGUACAGUUCCAAAGAAUACUGGAACCAGAGAUAUGCCCAGGAGGAAGAAGAAAGCAGCUUCGACUGGUUUAAAACAUAUGCCGAUAUUGUCGAUAUCAUCCACGAGCUGAUCCCUGAAAAAUCCUCGAGGAUCUUGAUGUUGGGAUGUGGAAACUCGAAGCUCUCGGAAGAGAUGUACGAUGACGGAUACGAGAAUAUUGUCAACACCGACUACUCCGAUGUUCUCAUUGAACAAAUGCGGACGAGGCAUUCAGAAACGAGACCAAAAAUGGAAUGGCACGAGAUGGAUGUCCGAGACCUGAAGUUUGAAGACGGAAGCUUCGAUGUCGCCAUCGACAAAGGAACCAUGGAUAGUAUGAUGACCGCUAAAGGAGAUGUUUGGGAUCCACCGCAGAAGGUCAUUGACGAUUGUACGAAGGAAGCGAAGGAGGCGCUGCGAGUAUUGCGAAAGGGAGGGACUUUCAUCUACCUUACCUUUGGUCAACCACAUUUCCGCCAGCGCUACUUGAUCCACGAGAAUACCACUCUCGAAGUUCGGGCGUUGGGCGAAGCUUUCCACUAUUACCUCUAUAUCGUCCGCAAGCAAUCUUAG
Messenger RNA from Coprinopsis cinerea okayama7#130, 627 nucleotides. RefSeq lists its product as hypothetical. NCBI's taxonomy places the organism in Eukaryota, Fungi, Basidiomycota, Agaricomycetes, Agaricales, Psathyrellaceae. Bases 1 to 627 code for a protein of 208 amino acids. The record is from RefSeq and is a predicted model, not a curated record. The transcript is spliced from 9 exons. Gene Ontology annotation, molecular function: S-adenosylmethionine-dependent methyltransferase activity.